GAAGAAGAUGACACAUCACUUUUCAUUAAGCCCAAGGAUUUUUCUACAAUAAGAAUUAAGGUGGCUAGUACAAUUACUAUCAAUGCUAAAAAAAUGGAUGACUACAAUUGCACCUUUUCCAUCAAGGACAGAGAAUCGAGCAAAGAGAUGUGGAGAAUUCGUAAAACUUACGCUCAAAUACUUUCUUUUGAUGCAGAAAUAAGGCCUUUCAUCGAAUUUUUUGGACUACCUCCUAUUCCAGAAAAGCCUUUGUUCAGCUCAGCAACACCAGCAAAAGUGGAUUCGAGAGGUCAAGCAUUACAAAUGUAUUUUGAUAGUAUUUUUCUGAUGCCACAUAUACCUCAAAUGGUCUUACUCAAAAUAUGUCGCUACAUUUCCGUUGAUUUUGUCAACCCUCUUGAUGACUAUCGGUCGGGUGCCAGAAAAGAAGGUUUCUUGAUCCGAAGGUAUAAAGGAUUGGGAACAAGCUGGAAAAUCAGAUGGUGUCAAGUGGAUGGUCCAGCACUAGAGAUUUACGACCAACCAGGAGGGUCUUUAAUUGAACAAAUUCAGCUAUCUGGUUCUCAAAUUGGAAGACAAUCAUCGGAUGUUGUAGCUGAAGAUCGAGGAUAUCGCCACGCUUUGCUUGUUAUCGAAAGUUCUAAAAGUCUGAAGUUAUCAGGCUUAUCUCCAAAACAUUUUUUUUGCGCUGAGUCGGACUUUGAACGAGAUGAAUGGAUCAAAAUUAUGAUUGAAUUCACAGAGGUUUGUGUUUACACUUCGGAUGAAAAUUUCACAACAUGGGACCAAACCGACGAGCGUACACUGCUGCUUCACAUUGAGCCAGAGGAAAUGUUAAGAAACAAGGCAACAAUUCAACCACACAGUCUAGCUGAACCAUUCAAUGAUGUGGGUGCUCCUACGGAUGAUAAUGGAUGCAUGCCACUCGACGAAGGUAGUCUCAAACAAAACCGAAAAACCAAAAUUAGGCAUUUAUUUCCUUUUAGAAGCAAGCAGAAUCUAACGGAAGACCUCCUGCCGAUACUUCCUGUCACACUUUCUGAUAAUCAGCCUGGCGUGCAGAAAAAUAUGCAGAAUUACCUUGAAAGACUUGAUCUUUCAGAAGAGCUGUCAAAAGCGGUUUUUGGAAGGGACCUCGAUUACGCCUUCACUUUGUCCACUCAUGAAUUUAGGGGUGUCAUGGUACCCAGCAUAUGUUUCAGAUGCUUAGAUUUCCUAACGAGAACUGGGGCAAUUUACGAAGAAGGGAUCUUCAGAAUGAGCGGCUCUGCUGCCGCCAUCAGAUCGUUAAAAGAAAUUUUUAACACACGUUUUGAUGUCGAUUUAUUCGACACGCCACUUAAGCCUGAUAUACACACAGUAUCUGGGCUUCUCAAAACAUAUUUGAGAGAACUACCAGGGUCACUUUUUGGAGAUGCCACUUAUUGCGACUUGCAAAAUAUCGUAACGACGCGUAUCAAUCAGAUUCCUCAAUCAGAAAUCAGCUUGAUGAUUAGAAACUUUCUACGAGAUUCGAGUAACAUUGACGAGAUUCACUAUAAUUUCUGCUUGGUUAUUUUUGGGUUUUUGCGCUCGGUCAUUGCCAACAGCUCUAGAAACAAAAUGUCAUUGAAAAAUGUCUGCAUUGUUUUUGUCCCAACGCUCAACAUCUCGGUUGAUAUUUUGAGCAUAUGUUUGGUAGAUUAUGAUUUUAUUUUCGGAGAUCUGGCUCCGGUUCCUGAUACAGAGCGUGAGAUUCUCGAUUUACAGAUUCCCACAUUUUAA
Messenger RNA from Metschnikowia bicuspidata var. bicuspidata NRRL YB-4993, 1764 nucleotides. RefSeq names its product Bem3p (gene BEM3). Gene Ontology annotation, biological process: signal transduction; regulation of GTPase activity. Gene Ontology annotation, cellular component: cytoplasm. Gene Ontology annotation, molecular function: phosphatidylinositol binding. NCBI's taxonomy places the organism in Eukaryota, Fungi, Ascomycota, Pichiomycetes, Serinales, Metschnikowiaceae. The transcript has a single exon. The record is from RefSeq and is a predicted model, not a curated record. The annotation marks the transcript as partial.